CUUUGUGCUUUUGUCUUUGCUUCCAGAUUGUCAUGGAUUUUAAGCAUCCAGAUGGUAUCACAGUCCCAGUUAUGUUGCCUCGUCGGAGUUUGCUGGUGAUGACAGGAGAAUCUAGAUAUCUUUGGACCCAUGGAAUCACACCCAGAAAAUUUGAUACUAUUCAAGCAUCUGAGCAUCACAAAAGUGGAAUUAUCACCAGUGAUGUUGGAGACUUAACUUUAAGCAAGAGGGGAAUCCGAACAUCAUUUACAUUUAGGAAAGUGAGGCGAACACCUUGUAACUGUAGUUACUAUGUGGCCUGUGACAGCCAGAGGAAAGAGAGUCCUCCUUCAUUUCCGGAGAGUGAUCAAGAAGCCUCCCAGCUGGAGCGAGAGUAUGUCCAUCGAGUGUAUGAAGAGAUUGCUGGGCACUUCAGCAGCACCAGACAUACCCCUUGGCCACACAUCGUGGAGUUUUUGAAGGCUUUGCCAGAUGGUUCAAUAGUGGCUGAUAUUGGAUGUGGAAAUGGAAAGUACCUUGGCAUCAAUAAGGAGUUAUAUAUGAUUGGUUGUGACCGUAGCCAGAAUCUUGUGGACAUUUGUAGAGAAAGGCAAUUUCAGGCCUUUGCGUGUGAUGCGCUGGCAGUGCCAGUCCGCAGUGAGUCUUGUGAUGCCUGCAUCUCCAUUGCUGUUAUUCACCAUUUUGCAACAGCAGAACGUAGAGUGUUGGCUCUCCAAGAACUCGUUCGACUCCUGAGACCUGGUGGGAAAGCACUUAUCUAUGUCUGGGCAAUGGAACAAGAAUAUAAUAAACAGAAGUCUAAAUAUCUUAAAGGAAAUAGAAUUAGCCAAGGAAAGAAAGAGGAAAUAAGCAGUGACGCUUCUGCACAAGGGUUGCUUCUGGAGCAGAUGCCUGACAUGGGCCAUCAAGACACAGCAUCUUCGGUCCCCUCCUUUAGUGACAUUCAGGAGGGAGAAUGUCAUUCAAACAAAGUUGCUAAUUCCGAGCUGCCUGUUCAUACCAACAGGACUUCUUUUCAUUCUCAAGAUGUUCUGGUUCCCUGGCACCUUAAGGGAAGCUCUGGGAAAGCCAAACCUGUUGAGUCAUUGGGUCCAUUAGGAUCCUGUGAUACCAGUGCUGUGUUUCACCGUUACUACCAUGUGUUCUGUGAGGGAGAGCUGGAAGCUGCCUGCCAGACUUUGAGUAAUGUCAGCAUUCUGCAAAGCUACUAUGAUCAGGGAAACUGGUGUGUGAUUCUUCAAAAGCUCUGAUUUAUUUAAAUGACCAAAUCAUAUAGAAACACACAGCGUUUGUUUUUAAAGGAGACUUAAUUAAUUGUAUUUCUAAUUAAAGAGAAAAUGUGUGGAAAAGUAACGAAGGAGGAUACCUGCAAGAAGUAUGGAAGUAGAAAUUAGGAAACAUUCAGUCUGCUGCUGUUGGCUGACAUCUUAGGUGUAGGCCCCUUCUCACGUUACUGCUAAGGGUGAUUUUCAAAAUUACUUGAAGUAGUUGGUGAAAUGUUUGGUAUCUUUGGAUGGGAAUACAGCAUUUUGAAGGUAAUCUUUUGUUAUAAAAUGUUACUAAUUGAAUGAUAUCAUGUCAACUCUUAGUGAAGUGAUUUUACAGCAUUUAAAUAAAAUAUUCCCAAUCAGUAGGAGAUUGAAA
Oryctolagus cuniculus (rabbit) is the source of this 1644-nucleotide messenger RNA. NCBI's taxonomy places the organism in Eukaryota, Metazoa, Chordata, Mammalia, Lagomorpha, Leporidae. The record is from RefSeq and is a predicted model, not a curated record.